Molecule: messenger RNA, 1060 nt
Organism: Phytomonas sp. Hart1
Lineage: Eukaryota; Euglenozoa; Kinetoplastea; Trypanosomatida; Trypanosomatidae
Source: the annotation of a GenBank genome assembly
UUUAAAAGGUUAAACAUAAAACUUCCUGCUUUUACUUAUGGCCUCAAAUUCAUGGAUUCGUCUUCUCCCUGGCUUUGGUUCCGUCAGCACGCACCGCUCUCAAAAAGGGUUGUAUGGCACCCUAAAAUUAGCGACUGCAUCUCCGUUUAACUGUACAUUCGUCCUAAUGGUGGCCAUUUGCGUCCUUACUUUUGUAGUCUCGCAAUCAACCGGGAAUUUCUCAUGUAUGGGUCGUAUUUUGCCGAUUGCAUGCAUAAUGCAUGCAUGGAUCAUUGCUUACUAUGCCAUAGGCAGUAAUAAACGCGCCAUGCACCGGCCGUACGUUAACGUAGCGACGGUGUAUGCGUCGUUUAUCACGUUCUGGGGCCUGCGCUUGGUUUACAAUGCCUAUCGGCGUGGCGGCUACAUCUAUGGUGGAAAGAACUUUCCAUGGGGCUAUGUGCGCACGGGGUCGUUCCUUCGGAAUCGCGUCAGCCGGAUGCUCUUCAACCUUGUCUUCGUUUGCAUUUUUCAGAGCGCUCUGAUCUGGGCCAUCACCCUGCCCAUGUUGAGCUUCCCGGCGGACGCGUUAAGCCAGAGGGACUGUAUCUUUCUUGGCUUCCUCCUGCUGUUGCUGAUCUUUGAGACGGUGUGCGAUCAGCAGCAGUGGAACUUUCACAAUGCGAAGCGGCGGCCAGGCAACAAAACGGGGGGCGAAAACUCGCCUCCUUCGUACGGGUUUUGCAUGACUGGUGUGUUUGGCUAUAGUCGUCACCUCAACCUCUUUUGCGAGAUAUUUAUUUGGUUUACACUUGCGCUGGCGGCGGCGCAAAACCGGAGGAGGUCGAGGGUGUCGUGGCACUGGUGGCAGGGGGUCGGGUGCGUGAUACAGGCGGUGGUGAUUUCUCUCUCCACACGCCUGACCACGGAGCGACUUUCUCUGAAAAAGUACCCACAAUAUGCUCUUUACCAAAGCACGACACCAAUACUCGUACCUGCCCUAAAGUCUACAACCGCGCAGACGCGUUAUUUGAUUGAAAAAACGUCGCCGCGAGGGACAUUUAAUAUGAAAAAGCAGUAA